CAUUGUUUCUCUUUGCAUGGAUGCGCCAUGGCCACCGCAACGCUGGUUUGCAGGGUGCAGUUCCUCGAUGACACGGACCCGUUCAACAGCACCAACUUCCCCGAGCCCACUCGGCCGCCCCUCUACACCUUCCGGGAAGACCUCCCGCUGGUCACCCAGCUGGCUGGGGUGCACCGCCUGCUCAAAGCCCCCCAAAAGCUUGAUGACUGUGCACUGCAACUGUCUCACAAUGGUACCUAUUUGGAUUUAGAAUCUACCUUCGCUGAGCAAAAGGAUGAGUUGGAAGGCUUCCAGGAAGAUUCUGGGAGGGGCAAAAAGCACAGUAUAAUUCUGAGGACCCAGCUUUCAGUUAGAGUCCAUGCCUGCAUCGAAAAGCUCUACAACUCAAGUGGACGGGAGCUGAGGCGGGCCCUCUUCUCCUUGAAACAAAUAUUUCAAGAUGACAAGGAUUUGGUUCAUGAAUUUGUUGUGGCAGAGGGCCUCACCUGUUUAAUAAAAGUGGGAGCUGAGGCGGACCAGAACUACCAGAAUUACAUCUUGAGAGCCCUGGGACAAAUUAUGCUGUAUGUAGAUGGGAUGAAUGGAGUAAUAAAUCAUAAUGAAACAAUCCAGUGGCUGUACACUCUCAUUGGGUCAAAGUUUCGCCUUGUUGUAAAGACAGCACUGAAAUUGCUCCUUGUUUUUGUGGAGUAUACUGAAUCCAAUGCACCACUUCUCAUCCAAGCCGUGUCCAUAGUAGAUGAAAAGAGGGAUCUCAAGGUGUGGUCCAAUGUCAUGGAGAUCCUGGAGGAAAAAGAUGGAGUUGACACAGAACUUCUGGUUUAUGCAAUGACUUUAGUUAACAAGACAUUGUCUGGCUUGCCAGACCAGGAUUCCUUCUAUGACGUUGUUGACUGUCUGGAAGAGCUGGGGAUAGAAACUAUUUCCCAGAGACACUUGAACAAGAAAGGAGCAGACUUGGACUUAGUAGAGCAAUUCAACAUUUAUGAGAUGACCCUGAGACAUGAGGAUGGUGAUGACAAUGGUGAACCUCCUCCUAGUGGCCGUAAAGACCGAAGAAGGGCCAGUCUUGGCUGCAAUGAACGAAGGGGGCUGGAACGUAGGAGGAGCCGGAGGCAUUCCGUCCAGAGCGUCAAGAGCACUUUAUCAGCCCCUGCCAGCCCUUGCACUCAAGUGAGCCCCAACUUCAUGUGUGGCCAUGGGAAGGGUGCCGAAGAGCUCAGUGAGAAAGAGGAGGAAUAUGAAGAGGAGGAAGAGGAACAACCUGUCACAGAGCCUAAUACAGAGGAUGAGGGGGAGGAAGAGGCUACUAGGCAGGUCAAAGCCAGUGGGCUCCCGGAAAUACAGGAGAUUGAACGUGGUUCCCAGAAUUCUGAGACUUCGGCUACCUCAAGUGUACUUUCUCAGGAUGAGAGGCUUCCCGGGAGCUUUAGGGCAGAGAGUCCACCCAGGAGCUCAGCGUCCCCUGUGCCUGAUUCAUUUGCUUCAUGCCAUUAUUCUCUUCAUUCAUCGCCCUCAUCUGUAUCCAUCAACUCUUCCCAAAAUCCAUCAUCUGUCAAUCCAAAGGCAUCUCCAACCGUUGAGAAAUUACCUUAUGUACCACAUAGCCCCUUUCACUUAUUCUCCUAUGAUCUUGAAGAGCCUCGAACAACUGUGAAGGAAAAGGAAACAGAAGGGAUGAGGGAACACAGUCCUUCUGAAUAUCUGAAUGUGAACAAAUUUUCUGAAUCCUUCGAUCCUUUUAAUUUCCGAUCUUUGUCUUCUUCUAGAUACAGUGGCUACAGCAGCAAACCUUCCUCUUCCAUGUUACCUCACUCUGGCUUAGGUGCACCUACAACGCCCAACUCUCGUUACGCUUCAUCCGCCUCGCCACCUCAAGAGGCCCAAACAGAGAGGCCAUCCUUAGGUGGUCUCCUUACAUCGUCGUAUCGGCAGCACCAAGAGUCCUUGGCAGCAGAAAGAGAAAGGAGACGUCAGGAGAGAGAGGAGAGGUUGCAAAGGAUAGAGCGUGAAGAGAGAAACAAAUUCAAUCGUAAUUAUCUAGACAAAAGAGAAGAGCUGAAACAAGCAAGAGAAGAGAGAUACAAAUACUUGGAGAAAUUGGCAGCUGAAGAGUAUGAGAAGGAGCUGAGAAGUCGGAGUUUAUGUAGGGGCAAGAGUGACUUGUCCUUGAAUUUGGGUUCUUCUUCAGUCCCAACUACUCCCAUUCCCAAGUGUGUCAGCCCAGCUUCAACAGAUUCUCAGGAGGAAGCAAAGACCCCUGUGACAGCUUGCAGGACUCCUCAAAGCCCAGAAGUGAGUGCCAGUGAACCUGAAGGUGAAACAGAACCUGAACCAGAGGCAGAGGCAAAAACAGAGCAGGAAGAUGAGGCAGAAUUCAAGCAGGGAAUAGGAGCACCCCAAGAAGUAGCGGUUGCAGACGUGGAGCCGGAGAACGAAGUGGAGAAAGGGCCAGAGCCAGAAGAAAGCGCAAUACUCAGUGAAAAAGAGAGGCAGAAUGAAGAUGUGAACGAAAAAGACAACUGUUCUGCAUCCAGCAUAUCCUCAGCAAGCAGCACUUUAGAGAGGGAGGAAAGGGAGGAGAAAUUAACCAGUAACAAUGAAACUGGUCCAUGGUUACAAACCAUUCAAGAUGUUGGUGUGAAUGACCAGUGCAGCAACAUUCUCAACAACAAGCGGUUCAUGCUGGACAUGUUGUAUGCCCAUAACAAGAAGCCCAAGGAUGAAGAGGAUAAAGAGCUGGAGGAAAAGACGGAGGAAAAGGAGGUGGUGGAGGGAAGUGAAGAUGCUAUCACCAGCCUGGCCAGCAGGAUCUCGGUCCUGCAGGCCACCAAGCAGGCCAAAGAUGAAAGUGUCAAAAAAAUGGAGAUUGGGAAUUUGGACAAUCAGGGCAGUGUGAAAGCCUUUGCAGAAAGAUUCAACAAUGGUGAACUGGCCAAGACCUCGAACUUUCCUGAAAGUGAUUUUAAUGAAAAAGCGUCUGAAAAAACAACAGUGCAGGCUAAGAAGGAAUCUGACUAUAUUUGGGAUCAACUCAUGGCCAAUCCAAGGGAACUUAAAAUCAAGGACAUGGAUUUUACUGACCUAAGGGAUGAGGAUGAUGUUGACAUAUUGGACAUGGAAAUGGGUCCUGGCGACUCCCUGGCUCCCCCUCCCCCUCCCCCACUUUCCUUUUUAGGUUUGCCUCCUCCGCCCCCUCCCUUGUUUUAUGGAUGCCCCCCUCCUCCCCCACCCUCUGGUAAUUUAUUGGCUCCCCCUCCCCUAUUUGGCACUCCUCAGGGUUUAGGGUCACCUCCACUUCCUAGAGGUCAGCCAGCCUUUAUAAAAAAGAAGAAAACCAUCCGCCUGUUUUGGAACGAGGUGAGGCCAUUUGAGUGGCAGUGUAAGAACAACAAACGCUGCAAAGGAUUCCUGUGGUCAAAACUGGAACCUAUUAAGGUGGACACUUCCAAGCUCGAGCACCUCUUUGAGUCUAAAUCCAAGGAGCUUCCUGUCACAAAGAAAACUGCUGCAGAUGGCAAGAGGCAGGAAAUCAUUGUGUUGGAUUCCAAACGAAGCAAUGCUAUUAAUAUUGGGCUGACAGUAUUACCCCCUCCAAGGACGAUCAAGACUGCCAUUUUGAACUUUGAUGAAUAUGCCUUAAAUAAGGAAGGAAUAGAGAAAAUUCUCACAAUGAUUCCCACAGAAGAGGAGAAGCAGAAAAUUCAGGAGGCUCAGCUAGCCAACCCUGAUAUUCCUCUGGGCUCAGCUGAACAGUUCCUUCUGACUCUUUCUUCCAUCACUGAACUUACUCCUAGACUUCAGCUCUGGGCCUUCAAAAUGGAUUAUGAGCUUGUGGAAAAGGAAGUUGCUGAACCACUUUUGGACUUGAAGGAAGGAAUGGACCAGCUGGAGAGUAAUAAAACCAUGGGAUUUAUUCUUUCUACUCUACUAGCCAUUGGAAAUUUUCUCAAUGGAACCAAUGCCAAAGCCUUUGAACUGAGCUACCUCGAGAAGGUUCCAGAAGUCAAGGACACCGUGCAUAAGCAGUCUCUCUUACAUCACGUCUGUACAAUGGUGGUGGAAAAAUUCCCAGACAGCACAGACCUUUAUUCCGAGAUUGGGGCCAUCACUAGGUCAGCCAAGGUUGACUUUGAACAACUCCGGGACAACUUAUGUCAAAUGGAGAAACGGUGCAAAGCGUCAUGGGAUCACCUGAAGGCCAUAGCAAAGCAUGAAAUGAAAUCAACUUUAAAGCAAAAAAUGUCUGAGUUCCUUAAAGACUGUGCAGAAAGAAUAAUAAUUUUAAAGAUUGUCCACAGAAGAAUAAUUAACAGGUUCCACUCCUUCUUAUUAUUUAUGGGCUAUCCUCCUUAUGCAAUCCGUGAAGUCAACAUCAAUAAAUUCUGCAAAAUUAUUAGUGAAUUUGCUCUGGAGUAUCGCACCACCAGGGAACGGGUUUUGCAACAAAAGCAGAAGCGAGCCAACCACAGAGAAAGAAACAAAACCAGAGGGAAAAUGAUCACAGAUACUGAUGAAGAAGAUGACAUUGAGUCUGGGAAAUUCUCCAGCAACUCUCCUACACCUCAGAACCAACCACAAGGAUUACAAUAUGCUGAAGAUGCUGUGGAACACGAGAACAUGAAGGCUGUCUUGAAAACAUCCUCUCCAAGUGGGGAGAACACUACUGUGUUAGGAGUGCGCACCCGAAGUAGAGCCAGUCGAGGCCGUAUUGGCUCAUGGAACACUUGCAAUGAUGAUUCGCCUAACGCUACAGAUGAUGCAGCGGAUGAGAUCAUGGAUCGCAUUGUCAAGUCUGCCACGCAAGUGCCAAGUCAGCGAGCAGUGCCUAGAGAACGGAAGCGAUCAAGAGCAAACAGGAAGUCGUUAAGAAGGACACUUAAGAGUGGACUGACACCAGAAGAAGCCAAAGCACUGGGUCUGAUGGGCACUUCAGAGAUGCAGGUGUGAUGACAGCAUCCAAAUCAGCUACAAGAAGAGCCAUCUUCAUACACAGGCAUGGGCACAUGAGCACAUACACACACACACA
This is a messenger RNA of Elgaria multicarinata webbii, 5029 nucleotides long. It is a transcript of the gene FHOD3, whose product is annotated as formin homology 2 domain containing 3. The transcript is spliced from 29 exons. The record is from RefSeq and is a predicted model, not a curated record. Gene Ontology annotation, molecular function: actin filament binding. NCBI's taxonomy places the organism in Eukaryota, Metazoa, Chordata, Lepidosauria, Squamata, Anguidae. Gene Ontology annotation, cellular component: cytoskeleton; cytoplasm. Gene Ontology annotation, biological process: cardiac myofibril assembly; sarcomere organization; cortical actin cytoskeleton organization. Bases 28 to 4950 code for a protein of 1640 amino acids.